Mangifera indica (mango) is the source of this 1154-nucleotide messenger RNA. Its product is annotated as protein SULFUR DEFICIENCY-INDUCED 1-like. Lineage: Eukaryota; Viridiplantae; Streptophyta; Magnoliopsida; Sapindales; Anacardiaceae. The record is from RefSeq and is a predicted model, not a curated record. Bases 62 to 946 code for a protein of 294 amino acids. The transcript is spliced from 5 exons. Gene Ontology annotation, molecular function: protein binding.
UCAUUGCCUGGCUCUUUCUUCUCUCUCAUCAUCAUACAAGUGUACACUCAGAAGAAAGAGCAUGGAAAGGAGUUCAAAGAAGACUAGUCCAGGAAAUAAGGAAAAUCUAUUUCAUGUUAUUCACAAAGUUCCUGCUGGAGAUGGCCCUUAUGUUCGAGCCAAACAUGCUCAGCUAGUUCAGAAGGAUCCAGAAGCAGCUAUAGUGUUAUUCUGGAAGGCCAUAAAUGCAGGAGAUAGAGUAGAUAGUGCUUUAAAAGACAUGGCAGUGGUGAUGAAGCAAAUUGACAGAAGUGAAGAAGCCAUUGAAGCCAUCAAGUCUUUUAGACGCCUUUGCUCGAAGCAAGCUCAGGAGUCUCUUGAUAACGUCCUUAUUGACUUAUACAAGAAAUGUGGGAAAAUAGAUGAGCAGAUUGAGAUGCUAAAACGAAAGCUAAGACUUAUAUAUCAAGGAGAGGUUUUCCAUGGAAAACCUACCAAGACCGCACGCUCUCAUGGCAAGAAAUUUAGGGUUUCUGUUAAGCAAGAAACUUCAAGAUUACUGGGCAAUUUGGGUUGGGCGUACAUGCAGAAAAUGAACUUCUUGGCGGCUGAGGUGGUGUAUCAGAAAGCUCAGAUGAUCGACCCGGAUGCAAAUAAGGCAUGCAACUUGGGCCUCUGUCUGAUCAAGCAGGCCCGGUUUGAUGAAGCCCGAAAAGUUCUUGAACAAGUAUUAGCAGGUGGAGUUCCUGGAUCAGAGGAUUGCAAAGCAAGAAAACGGGCAGAGGAAUUGUUGGUGGAAGUGGAGUCAAAGCAACCGAUGCCUGAUUUGUCGGAUCUUCUGGGUUUUAACGUGGAUGAUGAAUUUAUGAAGGGGCUUGAAGAGAUGAUAAAUGAAUGGGUUCCUUCUAGAUCCAAAAGGCUUCCCAUCUUUGAAGAGAUUUCUUCAUUUAGAGGUCAUUAUUCAUAGCCAAAUCUUCUGCAGAGAAGGGACAAGUUAACCGUAAAGAACUGAGGGACUUGGUCAUCCAAGCAAUAAAUGAUGCUUGGGGAAGAAUUGACUAUGCUGAGGCAAGACUUGAAACUAUCUACUCUAAAAUUUAAUUAUUUUGACGGAUUCAUAGUAUGCCUGACUGAAUUUUCUUUAUAAGCAAUUAGAACUUUAUGCAUUCAACCAA